AUGCCGCAAGUUGCUAAAGCGUGCAUGAUGCCAAACAUCACAUCCCGGAGUGGAGCUCUAGAACCUGUUGGACCCUCUGUAUUCGCGAGGGUUCAGGAGAGUAAAGGAGCAAGUGGCCCAAUCCAUGCGAUCGAGAUACUAGCAAAGUCCCUAGGAGCUCCUAAUAUAAGUACUUCUGGUGACGGAGAUCCAGAGCUGAGGAGUGCUUGCACUCUAUUAAUUGCCUUGGAGACGGAGAAGGACUCUAGUCGUAUGAUCAUAGAUGCAAAGAUCGAGACGCUAUACCCGCUAUACCAACAUUCAGGAGACCAUGUUCUUGAUAUUCGAAUGCUCGCUACUCUUCUCGGAUAUGUCCAGAAGUAUUGUAUGGGCCGUGAUAUCAAGCAUCUCAGCAUCAUCACUAUGCCGGAGCAUCCAGCCUGGCUUACAACUUUCUUUACUUUGGCUGGCUUUAGUCCCUGCGAAUGUCUGAAGUCUGAUGAUUUGGAAAAGGGACGGAGGGUUUGCCUCAAGCUUGAUAAGUCUAUUCAAGAGCCGGCAAAGGCUGUUGAGGGUGCCUCCAAGCCCAAUACCAACGGCACCAAACAGAAUCAUACAUCUGCGCCAAAGCCAGCAAAUAAGCUACCAAGUCUAACAAUCAAAGGUACCGCCCCUGCGAAGGAUCUGGACGAAGAUGAAGCCGCGAAGUGGCUUUCUCAAAAUCAGCAAAUCCUGAGUCCUGCUAGUGCUUUAGCACAUCCGGUUCUACCAAAACCCGAGGUGGUGCAGACUCCUACCAAAUCAGUUAAACAAAGCCCAAAGAUUGGUAGUGGCGUAGCCAGUGAGCUUCCUCAUACAGGAGAAAAACGAAAGCGUUCAGAGACGUUCCCGCGAGACCAUGUUGCUGAGGCUGCUGGUCGGAGUGUCCGCCCUCGCGAGGAGAACGGAAUGCGCGAGCCUACUAAGCAAGAGAUGCGAGAAGAAGAGGAGCGGUUAAAUCUGAGAUUACAGAAGCAGCGCGAAGCACUACAGCGUGCUACUGAUAAAGCUUCGGGUAAGAUGGCCGGUAGUAUGCCUCCUGCCUCAAAGCUUAACCCGCAGAUCGAGGAUCGAUCACGAAAGUCUGGUGACAUGACGGACGCUCUACUGGCCCAGUAUUCCAAACAAUCACCUGCCACAUCCUCAGUAAGCGUGAAAAAGGAAGCACCAAAGCAGGCUAGCCCACCUAAUCCACAUCUCACUCCUGCUGUUAGAGGUGGCUCUCCUGAUCCGAGUUUUUGGCGAUCAAACACGCUGCCCGCCAAGAGUCUCACGUGCUUCUACUGGGCUACCCAAGGAUAUUGUCUGAAAGACGAGCGCGAUUGUCUUCACGCACAUCAUCAUACGGGCGAAGUGGCCAGACCACCCCCAAGUUACAAGUACAAGGCUUACAAGAAUGGGUUUUACGCUCCGCCCAUGGGUUUUGAUGGCGCAGACGAUGAGUAUGACCCUCAUCACCCCGGGCAGGGUUACAAGGGCAAGCAUGGGCGACCUCCUGGGGACGUGGAACAUGGUCAAGAUCAGGGUAUGUCUAUUAGAGGGUUGGACAACGGGACGAAGAUUGUGAAGGAAGAGAAGGGUGCGCCUACACAACCUAAGGUCUACCAGGAUAUGAAGUUGCGACCUGGAGACAACCCUUAUGAUAGCUACCGACCUCGACACUAA
Messenger RNA from Letharia columbiana, 1683 nucleotides. RefSeq lists its product as uncharacterized. The transcript is spliced from 2 exons. The coding region runs from base 1 to 1683 and encodes 560 amino acids. The record is from RefSeq and is a predicted model, not a curated record. Lineage: Eukaryota; Fungi; Ascomycota; Lecanoromycetes; Lecanorales; Parmeliaceae.